AUCAAGAAUUCCCAAUUUGUUCUACCCACCCUUUUAAUCGUUUUCAGGAAUCCAUCGACAAGAAGACGACAGCGUGACCCAUCCCAAAUUUCUCCAUAAAUAUAGUUUUCAAUAGAUUCCGUUCCGCCGCCCCCAUCCCGAAUAUUAAAGGUGUGCUCUGAUAUGGAUGGAUGAAUAACCGUAUAAAAUUGUGUCCCCACUAUCAGUUGAUCGCUCGUUGCAGCCCCUGCCUCCGUGUAUAUAAAUUAGAUGCGGGACGUGAUCCGAGGCAGUCUUAAUUUCUCUUAUACAGAAACUUUUUGAUAAGGAUUGGGGAUCGUCGGAACCAUGCCGUCGAGUGUACUUGUGACUGGUGGCGCGGGUUAUAUCGGGAGUCACACGGUGCUGCAGUUACUGCUUGGAGGCUACAAGGCUGUCGUCGUCGACAAUUUGGACAAUUCAUCCGAAAUUGCUCUCAAGAGGGUCCAGGAGCUCGCGGGGAAGCAUGGCUCCAAUCUUGCUUUUCAUAAGAUAGAUCUUCGGGAUAAAGCUGCACUUGAGAAGCUGUUUGCUUCUCAAAAGUUUGAAGCUGUUAUCCAUUUUGCUGGAUUGAAAGCAGUUGGUGAAAGUGUGCAGAAACCAUUGAUGUAUUACAACAAUAACCUUAUUGGCACAAUCACACUCCUGGAAGUUAUGGCUGCCCAUGGAUGUAAAAAACUUGUGUUCUCAUCUUCAGCUACUGUCUAUGGUUGGCCCAAAGUGGUUCCCUGUACAGAGGAAUUCCCCAUUUCGGCAAUGAAUCCCUAUGGGCGCACAAAGCUUUUCAUUGAAGAAAUCUGUCGUGAUCUUUAUCAAUCCGACAAAACAUGGAAAAUCAUUUUACUGAGGUACUUCAACCCAGUUGGGGCACAUCCUAGUGGCUUUAUUGGAGAGGACCCGCGAGGAAUUCCGAACAAUCUUAUGCCAUUUGUACAACAAGUGGCAGUUGGAAGGAGGCCUGCACUGACAGUUUUCGGAACUGAUUAUGGAACGAAGGAUGGGACUGGGGUGCGUGAUUAUAUUCAUGUCGUGGAUUUAGCUGAUGGUCACAUUGCUGCUUUGACCAAGCUCUCUGAUCCUUCUGUAGGGUGUGAGGUGUACAAUCUUGGGACAGGGAAGGGUACAUCUGUAUUGGAAAUGGUAACUGCAUUUGAGAACGCAGCGGGAAAGAAAAUUCCUUUGGUGAUGGCUGAUCGGCGGCCUGGUGAUGCCGAGGUGGUGUAUGCAGAAACAAAGAAAGCUGAGCGCGAGUUGAAAUGGAAGGCCAAAUACAGCAUAGCUGAGAUGUGUCGGGACCAAUGGAACUGGGCGAGCAAGAACCCUUUUGGCUAUGAAACUAAGUGAUAUGUGUAAGGAGUCUGUUCCACCACUAAAUUGUAUCGCUUAAUUACAUGUAACAGUACUCUCUGCUUUGGCAUUCUAAUGUCUUAGGAAGAGUUUAUUUUUAAGUUCCAUGGUAUUAGCACUUUUGCUACACAAAGAAAUCAAUAAAAUGCCUAAGACAGUUGAGACGCUUUUGUACUUA
Messenger RNA from Andrographis paniculata, 1543 nucleotides. Its product is annotated as UDP-glucose 4-epimerase GEPI48-like. Gene Ontology annotation, cellular component: cytosol. The transcript is spliced from 9 exons. The record is from RefSeq and is a predicted model, not a curated record. Gene Ontology annotation, biological process: rRNA processing; galactose metabolic process. NCBI's taxonomy places the organism in Eukaryota, Viridiplantae, Streptophyta, Magnoliopsida, Lamiales, Acanthaceae. Gene Ontology annotation, molecular function: UDP-glucose 4-epimerase activity; RNA binding. Bases 328 to 1362 code for a protein of 344 amino acids.